UUCGUGUUCCACUUUACACGCCUUUCGAAUCCUUAUCUAAUAUCUGCCUUGAUUCGCGUUCCCAGGUCUGGGGAGUCGAUUCACUCAGUGGAGGGGGAGAAAAAUCAGCCAGGAACCCUUGGUGGCAAAACCAAGCUUCAGUCGCUGAAGCAGCUGUGAAGCAUUCACGUAAUAGGCUGGAGGCUUGAUGGUGUUCUUCAGUUUUCUCUCAGUUCCUCUGGUUGCCUGCCCCUUUUGAAACCUAAAACUUUCUCUCACUUCUAAGGCUAUCGCUCAAUCUCUUUCUUUUAUAAAACCACACCUCUCUCUUUUACAUGAGCAUGCACAUUCUCAUUAAACUGUUCAUAACACCUCAUGUUCCAUAAUGGGGAGAAGGUCAUCGACAGCGAAAGCUAAAGGCUUGAGUAAUGAAGUCGCAAUAGGACCAAAUGUUUCGACGAUCUCGUCCUCGUUUCCUAGACGUUCGUCCAGAGUGACUCGUAACUCGUUGGCUAGAAGCAACGAACAACCCGAAUUGGUCGUUCCAGAUACCGAAGAUGACGAAGAAACCGAUGGAAUGGCUAUCGACAUACCCCGCCGUAAUCGCAUCGAAGUCGCUAUUCCAGUGAGAAAAAUUAAUACUCCCUCGACCGCUUCCUCGACCAUAGCCACCGAAGAUAUCUCCGCAGACGGGACGACCGAGUAUAAUACCCCAGCAACAAGCGUUGCGGAGACACCGGCUGCACCAGAUACUUCCGAGAAGAGAAAGCGAGUCAGUGCUUCUGCACGUGCAUCGGAGCUGCGGUCAAGUGCAUUGGCUCUCAAGACCCGAUCCACGGCCAAAAGAUCUCAUUCUCUGGUGGCCACGGAGGAAUCUGAACCAGAGACCGCAGAUGCAGUUUUGGCGAGAGAUCUUCAACUCCAAGAAUACGACAGACCUCUGAGAAAACGUCAGAAGACCUCAAGAGCUAAAAAUUCCGUUGAAAUCCGGGAUUCGUUUGAUACCGAAAGCUUCUUGUCCGAGCUGUCUGAUGGAGACGGAGAAUUUGAUGGUUCUGAGUCUAGUGAUGGUCAGACAGGCCCAGCCACCAGAAGAAGUUUGCGGUCGAAGAAGGUGACAAAAAUGCCGAUUAUUGAUACCAAUGCUGUUGACGAUGAGAAGGACGAAAGCUACGUUGAAGAUUUUGAAAGCAGUGACUCUGAAGUCGAAGAAGAACCGGUCUUGGAAAACUCGCCGAGACCCGAAGCAACAAACAGGACCCCAACUCCCCCCCCUCAGCCCUGGCCCCAGAGACCUCUUAGUCCAGCUGACAUGCCGGAUGGAUGGACCAAAAGAGCCUGGAGAGAACGGAAGAAACUUGAAAAACAACACCCCUGCAUCACCACCAUGUGGGGAGAUCUAGAGAACACGCUAAUCAUCACACCUGUCCCAGCCCAGCAGCCUGCUCGCAUCUCCAGACAGCUGAAGUCCUUCCAACUUGAGGGCUUGAAUUGGAUGGUACAACAGGAAAAAACUGCGUACAGAGGAGGCCUGCUGGGAGACGAGAUGGGCAUGGGGAAAACAAUUCAAGCCGUGUCAUUGGUGAUGUCUGAUUAUCCAGCUGGUAAGCCAUCGCUGGUCCUUGUGCCCCCCGUGGCGCUGAUGCAAUGGCAAUCCGAAAUCAAGGAAUAUACAAAUGGCCAGUUGAAAGUUCUGGUCUACCAUAAUACAAACCCCAAAGUGAAGAAUCUCAGAAAGGAAGAUUUGGAGACUUACGAUGUCAUCAUGAUUUCCUAUUCUGGUCUCGAGUCUAUUUAUCGAAAAGAACUGAAGGGCUGGAACCGUAAUGACGGCAUUGUGAAAGAGGAUAGUGUGAUUCACUCCAUCCACUACCACCGACUUAUUCUUGAUGAAGCGCAUAGUAUCAAGCAACGCACAACAAGUGUCGCUCGAGCUUGUUUUGCCCUCAAGGCCGACUAUAGGUGGUGCCUAUCCGGUACACCUGUGCAGAACCGCAUUGGAGAAUUCUUUUCCCUCUUGCGCUUCCUCGAAGUGCGUCCAUUUGCCUGCUACUUUUGCAAGCAAUGCCCCUGCCAGCAACUGCACUGGUCUCAAGAUGCCGAGAAAAAAUGUACCUUUUGCCAGCACAGUGGCUUUAGCCAUGUGUCGAUUUUCAACCAGGAGAUUCUCAAUCCUAUUACGGAACACGAUUCACCCGAGAAAAGAGCGGAUGCUCUAAAGAAGUUGCGCCUCAUAACUGACCGGAUCAUGCUUAGACGAAUGAAGAAGGAUCAUACAUCUUCUAUGGAGCUUCCGCCGAAGCGAGUGGUGCUCCACAGCGAAUUCUUUGGUGAAAUCGAACGAGACUUCUCCCAAAGCAUCAUGACCAACUCGAGCCGACAGUUCGACACGUAUGUGAGCCGCGGCGUCAUGUUGAACAACUACGCCAACAUCUUCGGUCUCAUCAUGCAGAUGCGUCAGGUGUCGAACCACCCCGAUCUGAUUUUGAAGAAGCAUGCCGAGAUUGGCCAGAACGUUCUGGUGUGCAGCAUCUGUGACGAGCCGGCCGAAGAAGCGAUCCGCUCUCGUUGCCGCCAUGAGUUCUGUCGCCAGUGUGCGAAAGAUUACAUCCGCUCCUUCGAUAGCGACUCUACAAUCGACUGUCCCCGGUGCCACAUCCCGCUCUCGAUUGAUUUCGAGCAGCCCGAUAUCGACCAAGAGGAAGACAACAUCAAGAAGAAUUCGAUCAUCAACCGGAUCAAGAUGGAGGACUGGACUUCAUCGACCAAAAUCGAAAUGCUCAUCUACGAUCUGUACCAGCUGCGAGGCAAGAAACAGACUCACAAGUCAAUUGUCUUCUCCCAGUUCACCUCGAUGCUCCAGCUGGUGGAAUGGCGUCUCCGCCGGGCCGGGUUCAACACCGUGAUGCUGGACGGCACGAUGACCCCGGCCCAGCGGCAGAAGUCGAUCGACUACUUUAUGAAAAACGUCGAUGUGGAGGUGUUUCUCGUCUCUCUGAAGGCGGGAGGCGUGGCGCUGAACCUGACCGAGGCGUCUCGGGUUUUCAUCAUCGAUCCGUGGUGGAACCCUGCAGCGGAAUGGCAGAGCGCCGACCGAUGCCAUCGGAUCGGCCAGCGACGACCUUGUGUCAUUACUCGGCUGUGUAUUGAGGACUCGGUGGAGUCUCGCAUUGUGCUGCUCCAGGAGAAGAAGGCCAACAUGAUCAAGGGCACAAUCAACAAGGAUCAGGGAGCGGCGUUGGAAAAACUGACUCCUGAGGACAUGCAGUUUCUUUUCCGAGGGUCCUGAUCCGAACUGCAUUGAACAACCAGUGUCUAGCUUGAAGCUAUCGGUAUGCCGACAGAGACCUCUCAGCGAACAUUAGCAGGUGGAGAGACUGCGUAAUAGAAAAUAGCAAAAACGACAAAAAUACGAGAAAUUGCUUAAA
Messenger RNA from Penicilliopsis zonata CBS 506.65, 3407 nucleotides. RefSeq lists its product as hypothetical. Gene Ontology annotation, molecular function: metal ion binding; ATP-dependent chromatin remodeler activity; ATP binding. NCBI's taxonomy places the organism in Eukaryota, Fungi, Ascomycota, Eurotiomycetes, Eurotiales, Aspergillaceae. The coding region runs from base 365 to 3268 and encodes 967 amino acids. The transcript is spliced from 10 exons. The record is from RefSeq and is a predicted model, not a curated record.